UUGUCUCGUAACUCGUAUCUCGCACGUGUACUUACGUACGUGGCUCAAGUGUUGAGCGAGGGCAGCCAGGCGGCGAGGCCGGAGCGCGGCGGCAGCGCAGCGCGCAGCAAGGCCACCUCGUGCGCAGCAGCGUAUCUCGUAUCUCGCACGUGUACUUACGUACGUGGCUCAAGUGUUGAGCGAGGGCAGCCAGGCAUCGAGGCCGGAGCGCGGCGGCAGCGCGGCGCGCAGCAAGGCCUCCUCGUGCGCAGCAGCGUAUCUCGUAUCUCGCACGUGUACUUACGCACGUGGCUCAAGUGUUGA
This is a messenger RNA of Parnassius apollo (apollo), 303 nucleotides long. NCBI's taxonomy places the organism in Eukaryota, Metazoa, Arthropoda, Insecta, Lepidoptera, Papilionidae. The record is from the annotation of a GenBank genome assembly.